Trichechus manatus latirostris (Florida manatee) is the source of this 471-nucleotide messenger RNA. It is a transcript of the gene MRAP, whose product is annotated as melanocortin 2 receptor accessory protein. The transcript has 3 exons. NCBI's taxonomy places the organism in Eukaryota, Metazoa, Chordata, Mammalia, Sirenia, Trichechidae. The record is from RefSeq and is a predicted model, not a curated record. Gene Ontology annotation, cellular component: endoplasmic reticulum; plasma membrane. Gene Ontology annotation, molecular function: type 4 melanocortin receptor binding; type 1 melanocortin receptor binding; corticotropin hormone receptor binding. Bases 1 to 471 code for a protein of 156 amino acids. Gene Ontology annotation, biological process: regulation of adenylate cyclase-activating G protein-coupled receptor signaling pathway; protein localization to plasma membrane.
AUGGCCAACGAGACCAACUCCUCGGCCCCGUCCUACAGCUAUGAGUACUACCUGGACUACCUGGACCUCAUUCCUGUGGACGAGAAGAAGCUGAGAGCCAACAAGCAUUCGAUUGUCAUUGCCUUUUGGGUGAGCCUGGCUGCCUUCGUGGUGCUCCUCUUCCUCAUCUUGCUCUACGCGUCCUGGUCAGGCUCCCCUCAGAUGAGGAACCACCCCCAGCACCACCCAACCUGUCCGUGGCAUCACUUCCUCAACCUCCCCCCCCGCGUCCGGAGGCACCCACGGCGCCACAGUGGCCCGCCGGGGACCCCCCUGGCUCCCAGCUCGGAAGAGGAACCAGGAAGAGGCUCCGGAUCUGAGCAGCCGCUGCAACCAGGGGGCCCCUCCGCCUCGGCCCCCUCCGCCUCCCAGACCCUCCCUGCUUUCCUCUGGGAACUGGCCCGUGAUGGGGGCCCCCAUGGCAUCAGCUGA